Gossypium raimondii (Peruvian cotton) is the source of this 3366-nucleotide messenger RNA. Its product is annotated as probable inactive leucine-rich repeat receptor-like protein kinase At3g03770. The record is from RefSeq and is a predicted model, not a curated record. Gene Ontology annotation, biological process: protein phosphorylation. Gene Ontology annotation, molecular function: protein kinase activity; protein binding; ATP binding. The transcript is spliced from 10 exons. The coding region runs from base 486 to 2858 and encodes 790 amino acids. NCBI's taxonomy places the organism in Eukaryota, Viridiplantae, Streptophyta, Magnoliopsida, Malvales, Malvaceae.
UUUUUUUUUUUUGUACUUUUUUCAAAUCUAGCUUCUCUUUAAGACCCCUUUUAAGGAAAUAAAUAAAUGAAAUAACAGUGACAAAGCAAUAGGACGAGAAAGAAACUUGUUCCUGAGCUAAAAUGUCGGUUUGUGGGGAUUAACAGGUCAGCUUUCGUGUGCAACAUAUGGCAUUUUACUAGUUUCUUUUUUGAACCCGUGUCACUUGCUUGUCUUGGCUUGCAUCAUCAACCCCAAAACUAACACAGGGGAUUCCAGUUGAGCUGGGGUCAGUUCAAUCUGCUGUCUCAAGAUAGGUUCCUUAAUCUGAUCUUAUCAAUGUGAGCUUUAGUUAUUCAGAGUGCCAAACUGCAACACCCUUCUCUGGUGUUUCUGCAUAAUUUGGACAAGAUUGCUACUUAUUUUGAGUUUCAUGGUAUCUCUGCAACUCAUGCUCAGUUUCUAGUCCUUCAAAAGCUGCUUGGUUCAGUUCCGGGUUUCACCUAAUGCUGCUGCUGUAUAUGCUUCCAAUGGCUAAAGGAUUCAAGCAUCAGGCAUUUCUAGUUCUUGCUAUAAUUUUACUUUUAAUCAAUCAGUCAGAGCAGCUAGAAUCAUCCCAGACUCGAACUCUUUUACGAGUUCGAUCGCUUCUGAAUUAUCCUGAUAUCUUGAGUGGCUGGAAUAGCACAAUCGACUUCUGCAACACCGAACCAACAUCCCAAGUAACCGUGGUGUGCUAUGAAGGAAGCAUAACUCAGCUGCAUAUAAUUGGUAGUAAAGGAACUCCUUUGCUACCUAAAAACUUUUCCAUGAAUUCGUUUGUAAAAGCACUUGUUAAGCUACCAGAACUGAAAGUUCUUACGUUAGUUUCUCUUGGUUUAUGGGGAACAUUGCCUGGUAAAAUUUUGCAUUUAUCCUCAUUGGAAAUACUUAACAUGACUUCAAAUUCGCUAUAUGGAACCAUCCCUGAUGAGCUUUCAUCUAUCACUAGCCUUCAAACUCUCAUACUUGAUGAUAACAUGUUCUCCGGUCGGUUACCUGAGUGGCUCGGUUUGUUUCCGGUUUUGACAGUUCUUAGUUUGAGAAAGAAUUUGUUCAAUGGCUCUUUGCCAGAAUCAUUCACCAGUUUGGAGAAUCUUCGAGUUCUUGUGCUUUCACAUAACCACUUCUAUGGGGAAGUGCCUGAUCUUAGCAGGUUGACAAAUCUUCAAGAGCUUGAUCUAGAAGAUAAUGCUUUUGGACCUCGGUUUCCUCAACUUAGCAACAAGUUGGUUCGCCUUGUAUUGGGAAAGAACAGAUUUCGAUCUGGCAUUCCUUCUGAAUUGAGCUCAUAUUACCAACUUGAAUGGCUGGAUUUGUCAUUCAAUAGAUUUGUUGGGCCAUUUAGUCCAUCAUUGUUAUCUCUACCUUCCAUUACUUACUUGAAUAUUGCAGACAACAAGCUCACUGGCAUGCUAUUUGAAAACACUUCUUGCAAUGUGGAGCUGGAAUUUGCAGAUUUAUCCUCAAAUCUAUUGACUGGACACUUGCCUACCUGUCUCUUGGAUUCUAAAGACCGAGUUUCCCUGUAUUCCCGAAAUUGCCUGGCAACUGAAAACGAAAACCAACAUCCAUUUUCCUUCUGUCACAAUGAAGCUUUAGCUGUGGGAAUCUUACCUCACCAUAAGAAGUCCAAAACUUCUAAAGUGGCUCUUGCCAUGGCCAUAACUGGAGGAAUUAUUGGUGGAAUAGUACUUCUUGGUCUCAUUUUCAUGUUUGUUAGGAGGUCGAAUGCGGAUAAGACAAUCAAUAAACCUACUACGAGAGUGAUUGCAGAGAAAGCAACUACCGUGUAUUCAUCAAAGUUUCUAUCUGAUGCAAGGUAUAUAUCGCAAACAACGAAGCUGGGAGCACUUGGACUUCCAGCUUACCGAACAUUUUCACUAGAAGAACUUGAGGUUGCUACAAACAACUUCCACACAACUGCUUUCAUGGGUGAAGGUUCUCUAGGGCAGAUGUAUAGAGGUAGGCUGAAAGAUGGCUCCUUUGUGGCCAUUAGAUGCCUGAAAAUGAAGAAAAGCCGUAGCACUCAAAGCUUUAUGCACCAUGUAGAGCUCAUUUCCAAAUUGAGACAUCGCCAUCUAGUCAGUGCUCUUGGCCAUUGCUUUGAAUGCUACUUGGAUGAUUCAAGUGUCAGCAGAAUUUUUUUGAUCUUUGAAUAUGUACCAAAUGGCACUCUCAGGAGCUGGAUAUCUGGACGUGACAGAUGCUCACUUACAUGGGCGCAGCGCAUAUCAUCGGCGAUUGGGAUAGCAAAGGGCAUCCAAUUUUUGCACACAGGGAUUGUACCUGGUGUGUACUCAAAUCAUCUGAAAAUAACUGAUAUUCUGAUGGACCAGAACCUUGUUGCAAAGAUUAGCAGUUACAACCUGCCCUUAUUAGCCGAAAUUUCAGGGAAGGUAGGCCAUGGAACUUCUGCUCCUCCCAAGGAUCCAAGUACUAGUGCAAGGGUAACAUAUGAUGAUAAGGUCGAUGUUUAUGAUUUUGGAGUGAUUUUACUCGAAAUGAUUCUUGGGAGGCCAUCAAAAUCCAGGAAUCAAGUUCAAGUUCUUAAAAACCAGCUAGAAGCAAUCAUGGCAACGGAUGAUGCAACGAGAAGACGCGUAGCAGAUCCCGCAGUUCGGACAUCUUGUUCGGAUCAGUCAUUGAAAACAAUGAUGGAAAUUUGUGUGAGAUGCCUGGUGAAGGACCCUGCAGAGAGACCUUCUAUUGAGGAUGUGCUGUGGAACUUGCAAUUUGCUGCUCAAGUUCAAGAUGCAUGGCGGGUAGAUUCCCAUAGCAGUGAAGGAUCUCCGAUCUCUCCUUGCGAACCCCAACACCUUCGUGUCGCCUUCCAUUAACAAUAACAUUCAGUAUAUGGCAAUGACAAGAGAAGGAAGGACAGUAGGGGCUAGUAACCCUUUGUUUGUUUGGUACGAAAGAUGGAAAAGUGGAACAUCGGAAAAGAUCUUUCAAUCCAACGGUUAACCGUUGGACUAAAAGUAAUUUCUGUCAUGUUCCUUCUCUACCUUCCCUACCAAACAAGGCCUCAGCAAAUUUUAUUUUAUACUGCAACUGCUACAUUCUUCAUGCCAUCUAAAGACUCGUUUAGUUAAUUAGUUGACAAAGUUUCAGAACCAAAUGCACUUGUUUAUACUAGUUUUCUGAGAAAUACAGAAACCUGUGUUUACAACAGAAAUCCGGAACUAGCUCAUGCUGCCACCCUCUGCAAAUAUGGGAUUCGAAUUUUGGCAUCUGUAAUAUUUUCUGUUAUUCGUAGACUAUGGUGUCUUUUGUACUAAUAUUACAUUAUAUGACUCCCUUAAUUCUGUGUUAUGUUGAAAUCAAUAUUGUGAAGUUUGGCUAUAA